Molecule: messenger RNA, 2326 nt
Organism: Cyprinodon tularosa
Lineage: Eukaryota; Metazoa; Chordata; Actinopteri; Cyprinodontiformes; Cyprinodontidae
Gene: sumo3a
Product: small ubiquitin like modifier 3a
Exons: 4
Coding region: 135-419 (94 amino acids)
Biological process (GO): protein sumoylation
Cellular component (GO): nucleus
Molecular function (GO): ubiquitin-like protein ligase binding; protein tag activity
Source: RefSeq, a predicted model, not a curated record
UGGUUUACUCCUAACAUCGGUCUAAAGAGCGCGUACCCGCAAUCGACGAGAACAGUGAGCAGAAGGCGGCAGGAAGACGACAAAAGCCCGGCGUCGGUCUGUUCUGUAAACCCUAACACAAAAAAACAACCGAGAUGUCAGAGGAAAAGCCAAAGGAAGGAGUAAAGACUGAGAACGACCACAUCAACCUCAAAGUUGCAGGACAGGAUGGGUCAGUCGUCCAGUUCAAAAUCAAACGACACACACCGCUCAGCAAACUAAUGAAGGCAUACUGCGAACGACAGGGUCUUUCAAUAAGGCAGAUCAGGUUCAGGUUUGAUGGCCAGCCAAUCAAUGAGACGGAUACACCUGCACAGCUGGAGAUGGAGGAUGAAGACACCAUAGAUGUUUUCCAGCAGCAGACUGGAGGAUGCUGCUAAACCCUGGCAUCCCCACCUACCCCACAGAAGGCCAUGUUCAGACCAUGCCCUCAACCACCUUCACCCUCUCUCCCUCCCCAUUUGCUCCUGCCAGCUUAUUGUUAUGACUAUUAUUAUUAUUUUUCUCUUUUUAAAAGACAUUCUUUGCCUGACGUGUCAGUGCUCUUCAGCUGUUUCUGUACUCUCUUAGUCAGGACUGAGCUUCAGUGUUCUCGGUCUUUGUGGAUGACCAGUCAGGACCUUCUCUUCCUUUCUGGUGCUGCAGAUUGUAAUUGGACCAACGGCUCACCACAGAAACCGUAAAAGGCUCUGCUGGUUUUUUGUUUAGGGGUCACUGUCGGUGGGGCGCGAGAAUAUUUUGAAGUGGAAGCACCAUCUGAACUCGACCUCCUCCUUUGCUUUUUUCUUUCUUUCUUUUUUUUUUUUUUUUUGAACAUAUGUAUUUUAGGUGCUUCAUUGUUUUGUACUUUUGCCUCCGGUUUUAAGAUAAUUUUUUUUCUUUCUGUAUCGAAAUAUCCAAAUGGUUGUUAAAUUAGUUGUGAGGUUAAGAACAGUACUCCAAAGAUCAUCUGCUUCUCUUUCAAUGUAUGUUUAAUUUCAAGGUUUAAACAUUUUGAGGUGUUGGGUUAGAUCAUUAGCAUUCUGCUCCCCAGCUUCUAAUGGAGAACUGUCUGUUGUACAGAUUGCCAUUUGCUCAGGGGGUAAAAUAAUUCUGUACUGCUGAAAUAGGUUUGGGUUUCGCCUUUUCUCAGUAAUAUGCGUCUUUAUUUUUGCCUAUAAAGCCGGUCAUGAUCAGUCCCUGUGAUACAAGCAGCUCUUCUUGCAGCAGGAGUUGGGAUUUCCUGAGUACUGUUCUCUUAAGUUCAGCAGCUUCCUAUUUGAGAGGAUGGACACUCAGCUAAAGCAGAAAAUUGUAAGCACAUGUCAUUUUCUCUGACGUGUUUCCUGCUGAGCUGCUGUACUAAAGACAAAAUAUGCUCUGCAACGUAACAGAGAAGGUAUCUCAGACGACCUCUUUGUUGUUCGAAGUGCAACAUGCAACAUACAUUCAUCGCUCUGUAUCUGGAGAACAGGAAAGUCAGCCAGUGUUUUUUUUUGUUCGGGGAUGAGCUCGGUUUAAAGAGUUGCUUAUUUUUGAUCCUUUUCUGGUCUGAAGCAAAAUCUUUCAUCCUAGAGCCAAAUGAGUUGGAGCUUAAAAAAAAAAUCUACAGUUGGAGCUUAAAAAAAAAAUCUACAGAAAAUCAUGCUGGUUUGGGCGUCCUGUGGAACAUUACGGUUGCUUUUGAGGUUUAAAGUUAUCAGAAAAGGCAAUAGUUUUAGUUUUGCUAUAAAUAAGCAGGUUUAGUCUCACUUUGAAUAAGAUUACUAAACAGCAAACCCCCUUUGUGUCCCUCAGCCUGUUAAAAAGCCAUUUCCCUUUUAUAUUAAACUGUUCCCAUCUUAUUCAGCUGUAUUUUUGUAUGCGUCCUUUUUAUCGGUGGACUAAAUGGCACUAUCCAUUUAUUUUAAAAUACAUAUUGGCAAUCUGUUAUUUAAACUCCUAAUUUCCAUGUUUAAGUUCACAAAUAACUCCUGAACAUCCAUCUCUCCUCAUUGAAUGGUGCGUUAGAGAAGUGGUAAGUAAUUCAUUGUGCACAGAUUAUUUACUGGCAAUGAUUGUGAAUUUAGCUUCCAUCACAGAUAUAAGAGCACAUUUUAUCUGUACCUACAAAUCGGCUUUCCAAUUUUCUUUGCAUUUUACCAACUGGGUUUAUCUGGACAGAAAUCUUUUUGGCGACUGGCUGAACUACACUGUUAUGGAUGAAGAAUGGGGUCCAGGUCUCGUCUUGUUUGUUUCUCUACUGAUUUGUACAUUAUUUGUGGUCUUUUACUACUGUAUACAAUAAAUAUAGUUUGGUACUCAGAAA